AUGUCGCUCUUCACCCGCCGGCAGGGUCUCAUCAGCUACACCUGCGCCUGCGGCUUCCUCCAGGCAUUAUCAGUCUAUGGCUGGGUAUACACCUCUACCAUCUUCUACCAGAACUACAAGCAGCUUUCGCCACUGCAGAAUUCAAUCUAUAUCUUGCCUUGCAUCAUUGCCGGGGUAUGCGCGGCAACGGCGGUCAUGUUCCUCGCCCCAAGAGUAGGGGUAUCUCAUCUGCUCGGUAUCGGAGCGGGUUUCACAGCCACUUUUGGUCUGGGCAAUAUCUUGAUUUCCAACCUGGUCGAAGAGCGGCGCCCUCUUUCAGACAUCGGGCCAAGUCGGUGCGGCACUGGGGAUCUGCCUCACAGCUCUCAUUGCCACCGAGCUGGGCGAGCAAAAGGGAGCCUGUUGGAGGGUCUCAGAGCGGCGUUCUGGUUUGGCGCCGCAGGUGCCGGUAUAGUUGUGGGGAUUGCGUACUUCGAUUUCUGGCGAGCCGGGCUAGCCAAGGACGUGGGGAAGAUCCGGUAG
Messenger RNA from Dioszegia hungarica, 522 nucleotides. RefSeq lists its product as uncharacterized. The transcript has 5 exons. Lineage: Eukaryota; Fungi; Basidiomycota; Tremellomycetes; Tremellales; Bulleribasidiaceae. The coding region runs from base 1 to 522 and encodes 173 amino acids. The record is from RefSeq and is a predicted model, not a curated record.